AUGUCUACCGGUGCCACUGCCUGCCACGUACCCAGUCAGAAUGAGAAGUAUCAGGCUUAUGUCACAUCAGAGCUUAACGGCAUUGAGAGAGAUCUGAAGGACUUCGAGCUGUACAAGUGGGUGGUCAAACAGCUGGGGCUGAGGCUGAUCAGGUUCAACUACAUGGCCUUGAAAGAUCCAUCUAAGACGGUGAACGCUGUAGCUGUUGAUGGUGAUAAAGUGAAGUGGAUGCUACAGCAGAGGCUUUGGCGGCAUCGCUAUAGACCUCGCAAUGUGAAGCAUCCGCAGACGGGGAAGUUGGUGAGGUACACUCGUCAUCUCGUGAAGCCGCCACCGGCCAACUUUGGGAAGCCUGUGCCGGUAAGGCAGCAGAUCAGCAAGCGUUGGCCCUAUGGGGUAACUCCAGAGAGGGUCAGUGGGACUUAUACGGUGUACAACCCUACAGCGCCGGGCAGAGGCUUCGGUCAGCCAUCUACUUCUGGGAGAUGGACCGGUCGAGAGCGUCGGUGA
Molecule: messenger RNA, 510 nt
Organism: Perkinsus marinus ATCC 50983
Lineage: Eukaryota; Perkinsozoa; Perkinsida; Perkinsidae
Exons: 6
Coding region: 1-510 (169 amino acids)
Source: RefSeq, a predicted model, not a curated record